This is a messenger RNA of Capsicum annuum, 3729 nucleotides long. RefSeq lists its product as uncharacterized. NCBI's taxonomy places the organism in Eukaryota, Viridiplantae, Streptophyta, Magnoliopsida, Solanales, Solanaceae. The record is from RefSeq and is a predicted model, not a curated record. The transcript is spliced from 12 exons. The coding region runs from base 1164 to 3392 and encodes 742 amino acids.
CAUCAUUUUGCUUUUACAGUAAACUUCUAGAAAAGCUUCAAUGGGUUUUUUUUUUUUUUUUUUUUUGCUUUUUGAAGCACAACUUAUUGUACGGUUGUCAUAACAAAUUUUACCUCAAAAAUGCGCAGUUUCUGGAAGAACCUUUUUUUUUUUUCUUAACCUCGUGUAGAUUUAAGUUUUGGCGCUUUCGGUGAUUUGAAUUUUGAAUUAGGAUUUUUUUUUGUCUUUUUUCCUCUUUGUUAAUACAUACUCAUUCCGUCUCAAUUGAUGUGAGGCAGUUUGACUCAACAUGUAAUUUAAGAAAAAAAGACAUUUGAAAUUGUGAUCUAAAUAAAUCAUAUAGAUUUGUGUGACUAUAAAUUAUUUCAUUUAGGAUAAAAUGGACACUUCAAAACUAAUAUGUUAUUAAAGGUAGAAAUGUCUAAUUUUUUUUUUUUUGGACCGACAAAAAAGAAAAAGUGUCAUAUAAAUUGGGCCGAGGGAGUAGUAGUUAAUUUACAAAUUAAGUUCUCAGCUUGUCCCUCAACUAAUUCCCCCCUCGAAGAGGGAGCUUGCUUGGAUGGUAAGCACUCCUUACUUCCAACCCUAACGUUAUGAAUUCGAGUCACUAAGGGAGAAAAAAGGGUGGAAGCUCGUAGAGAGGGUAAAAAGAAAGAUUGCGAAAAUAACUCUAUCUUUUCAAUUUAUUGUCUCGCUUUUGACUUGCCUCUGAAAUUUAAGAAAAUAAAAGAACUUUUGAAUCUUGUGGUUUUAUAUUAAAAUAUAUGUAAAUGUACUAAAAUGAUCUUUCAUCUUGUGGCCGUAAUCAUGCCACAUGUAAAGUUAGAACUAAAUUUAUUCGCUCUAUAAGUAGUAAAUAAUGGAAUGCUCACAUUGUAUGAGAAGUAACAUCUAUAUGUGGUUAGGAGAAACCGAGAAAGGCAUAACAGUUAAAACUAUUAGCAAAUUUAGAAAGCGUAGCCGAGGGGAACAUUGAGCACAAGAUCAUAGAAAUUACAACGAAGGACAAUGCAAAUGUUAUUUGCAGCCUACCAGGACUACCCAAGAAAACACUUCAGGACUUGUGCAGGAAACACAGGUUAUCUCCUUAUAAGACAAAACCCAAUCUUGUGAGUUCUUUGGUCACUUACACCAAGGGAGCAGAUGAGCUUUUAUUUAAAGAGAUGAAGACAAAGGACAGUAUAAAUUCCAUAAGCAGGCUAUCUAAGAAAGAGCUUCAAGAUUUGUGCAGGAAACACGGGUUAUCUCCUUAUAAGACAAAACCCAAUCUUCUGAGUUCUUUGGUCACUUACUUCAAUGGAGCAGAUGAGCUUUUAUUUAAAGAGAUGAAGACACAGGACAGUGUAGAUUCCAUAAGCAGGCUAUCUAAGAAAGAGCUUCAAGAUUUAUGCAGGAAACACGGAUUAUCUCCUUAUAAGACAAAACCCAAUCUUCUGAGUUCUUUGGUCACUUACAUCAAGGGAGCAGAUGAGCUUUUAUUUAAAGAGAUGAAGACACAGGACAGUGUAGAUUCCAUAAGCAGGCUAUCUAAGAAAGAGCUUCAAGAUUUAUGCAGGAAACACGGGUUAUCUCCUUAUAAGACAAAACCCAAUCUUCUGAGUUCUUUGGUCACUUACAUCAAGGGAACAGAUGAGCUUUUACUUAAAGAGAUGAAGACAAAGGACAGUGUAAAUUCCUUAAGCAGGCUAUCUAAGAAAGAGCUUCAAAAUCUGUGCAGGAAACACGGUUUAUCUCCUUAUAAGACAAAGCCUAAUCUUGUAAAUACUUUGAUCACAUAUGUCAAGUUGGUCUUGCUGCAGGGAGCAGAGAGUUUUUCCAUCAAAGAGAUGAAGACAAAUGGCAGUGGAAAUUCCAUUUACAGCCUACCCAAGAAAAAGCUUCAAGAAUUAUGCAAGAAGUACGGUUUGUCUCCUUAUAAGACAAAACCCAUUCUCGUGGAUUCCCUGAUCAAUUACUUCAAGAAAGCAGAUAUAGAAACUUCUGAAGGCAAUGAGUACAAGAUUCUAGAUUCUUCUGGCAUAAGGAGCACAAGCAAAGAGAUAUUGUUCUCAAGAUUCAUCCUGCAGUGUGAUGAGAAGGGUUUCGAACGAGGAUUUCACAGUCCACGAAUAAGUUUUUCCAAGAAUGCAUUUACUUCUGACAUGAAGUCGAUGCGCGUACCUUCUUUUGAGUUUUCUGUCUUAUCGGAAGAUGGAAUCAACCUUAUUGUUGACUUAAAUUCAUGCCCAUCAGACUCUUUUAAGAGAUUGGAAAAGAAGGCGUGUGUAUGUCACAAUCUGCAGAAUCACAAACUUCAAAGUUUUUGCCAGGAGAUUCAAUACCUAGGGAAUAACAGAAAAUUGACAAGUUCAUUUCUCUGGAAAACGAAUUCAGACAGUGGAUUUAACAGUGGCCACGCGCAAACUGUUUCUUCUGCAAGUUUACGUGGUACUGCUGAUGUUGUAUGUCAUACAGAAAAUACGGAUGAUGCAUCUCUGGGAUUUUCAGCAACGACAAAAUCAUGUGAUGGUUCUGUAGAAACUUAUACACGUUCAGAAAGAAAAAAGGAAAGUCCAUCGUCAUUUAGAACCAUUUGUGGUGUACAGAACAUGAAUAUCACUGAUGUAAAUACUUUUAUGGGAGAGGAAGAGAUAACAUGUGUCGGUCUGAAUACCUUGCGAGCUUCAGAAAAAACAGAGGUUAUUAAUAGGACUGUCAAUGUUGAGGCUUAUAACCCAGAAAACUCUAAAGAGGUCUUAAAUGAUAGGCUAUGUAAAUCUUUGCAUGCAUCAUUGGAGAAAGUAGCUAUCAGUUCCCCUGCAGAUGUGCCAGAGCUAAAACAUAAUAAAAAUGAAAAUCAGAAUAGGAGGCUCUGUGAUGUUAGUUGUCUCGAUUCUGAAAGGCAGGGUCAGAGAAGUUGUGUCCCGGAAAAGCUUAUAGUGCUAUCUCAUCUCUCUACGAAAACUGAUUUUAUAGAGUUAGAUGCUUCAGAAAUCGGCAGUCAUCAUCAACAUUCAUUAUAUUCUUCUUCUGGAAAAGAUUGCUUUAGAAAUUUGGUUGAUGCUGCAGAGAGCCUCAGAAGUAUACGCCAUUGUUCGGAGGAUAGCUGUAGCAUUUUCCCAGAUGACACACCAUCUGCUGCUCUCGAGGACAAUCUUAAACAAGUUAACGUCACGAUGUCUUCCUUUUUACAGGCAAGGGACAGCCAUGCCAACAGAACAGAAGCUUCAAAAGAGCUAUUGAAGAAGCAGAAGGAGCAAUUAUCCCAUGGAGGGAAGAAGAGAAAAAGGCAUGACGGUAAAUCCGAUAAUGUUCAUCAUUGUAAUGAUGGGAGAAUUUUGAGAAGUGCAAAGCGUCUUCCCAGAAGAUCUAUUCGGCUUGUCUCUAAGCAACUGACAGCAUGGAAUUCCUAAGGGUUAGAGAUCUGCCUAUGUGGUUCCUCUAUUCUGUGCACAAUAUACCCAAUGUAAUCCACAAGUGGGGUUUGGGGAGGAUAGGAUAUGCAGAGACUUACCUCUGCUCUGUAUUCAAGAGAUUAAUUUAUUUGAGGUCUGUACAAGUUUUUUAACGUCAUCUAGUUUUCAUUCAGCCAGAGUAACAAUUCUUUUUCCUAAAUUUUCUCUGUUGUUAUGCCUUAUUGUUUAAAACUUUGCACCUCUUUGCUGUUUGUUCUAAACCAGUUUGUCUCUCUCGGUCGGAUCUCUGCGUCUUUAAAUCAAGAGGGGAAUGAACACCUCCAAUUUUCCCGAA